Messenger RNA from Dicentrarchus labrax (European seabass), 3260 nucleotides. It is a transcript of the gene srpk1a, whose product is annotated as SRSF protein kinase 1a. Gene Ontology annotation, biological process: protein phosphorylation; regulation of mRNA processing; spliceosomal complex assembly. NCBI's taxonomy places the organism in Eukaryota, Metazoa, Chordata, Actinopteri, Moronidae. Bases 95 to 2047 code for a protein of 650 amino acids. The record is from RefSeq and is a predicted model, not a curated record. The transcript is spliced from 16 exons. Gene Ontology annotation, molecular function: protein kinase activity; ATP binding.
AAGCUCCCCUUGAGCAAAAACGAACCACUGCGCAUGCGUGGAACAUUCGAUCACUGGUGGUGUAGCUAACGGCUAAGCUACGAAUCCAGCCAACAUGGAGAGAAAAGUUCUGGCACUUCAGGCGAGGAAGAAGAGGGCGAAAGCGAAGAAGACCAACAAAAAGCAGCCAGUCAAUCCCAGAGCUCGACAGCCGCCCCAGCUAGAAGCGUCGCCCCAGGAACCCGAGGAACCUGAGGAGAUUCUCGGCUCUGAUGAUGAGGAGCAGGAGGACCCUAAUGACUACUGCAAAGGUGGCUACCACCAUGUGAAAGUAGGAGACCUUUACAAUGGAAAAUACCAUGUAAUCCGGAAACUGGGCUGGGGACACUUCUCCACCGUGUGGCUCGCCUGGGACAUUCAGGUGAAAAGGUUUGUUGCAAUGAAGGUGGUGAAGAGUGCGGAGCACUACACAGAGACAGCAGUGGAUGAGAUCAAACUCCUCAGAUCUGUAAGAAACUCAGACCCCAAUGAUCCCAACCGGGAGAUGGUGGUCCAGCUGCUAGACGACUUCAAGAUCUCUGGAGUUAAUGGAACUCAUGUCUGCAUGGUGUUUGAGGUGUUGGGGCAUCACUUAUUAAAGUGGAUAAUAAAGUCCAAUUACCAAGGGCUGCCCCUGCCAUGUGUGAAGAGCAUAGUAAGACAGGUACUCCAAGGCUUGGACUACCUACACACAAAGUGUCAGAUCAUCCACACAGACAUCAAGCCAGAGAAUAUCCUGAUGAGUGUUGAUGAGCCUUAUGUCCGGAAGCUCGCAGCUGAAGCCACUGAGUGGCAGAGGGCGGGGGCGCCUCCCCCCUCUGGUUCAGCAAUAAGCACAGCGCCUGCUCCAAAACAGACAGUAAAAAUGUCCAAGAACAAGAAGAAGAAGUUAAAAAAGAAGCAGAAGCGCCAGGCGGAGCUGCUGGAAAAGUGCAUCCUGGACCUGGAGGAGAUGGAAAAGACCACAGAGACACGAGAGGAGGAAGAUGAUGAAGACGAGGACCCACAGUCUCCAAAGGGACGGGCCUGUGCUCCUCUCAGACAGGUGUCUCUUUUGGAGCUAGGAAACGAGGAAACAGGGGAAAGCAGUGUGAAUGCAGAUCUUAUAAGGGUGGGACCAGAAGGGCUGUUAGAGGUGAACUGCAAUGGCCAUGUGGACGUAGACCAGAGGCAAUCCCAGUGGAGAGACGAAGACCAACACAACGGCAACGCAGAGCCCACAGAGAAAUGUGCCAGUCAGAAGGAGCGAUGCAAGGAGUCCCCAGUUCACCCUGUCUGCAACGGUUUGGACUCUGCAGAUGUCAAGGAGCUGGAUGUUGAGACUGAAGGCAGGGUUGCUCACAGCAGUGGAGUCCCUGAGAGACACCUUCCUACUGGGCCGGAGGAGGAAGAACUGGAGCAAAGCAUUUUGCGGGAGGAGGGGGAGGAUGGAUCUGACUGUCAAUAUACAACUGAGGAAAGCCUGAGAAAUGGCAAGCUCACAGCAGGAUCCCUGCUAGUUAACCCCCUUGAGCCAGUCAAUGCGGACCAGAUCAAGGUCAAGAUUGCAGACUUGGGAAAUGCCUGCUGGGUGCACAAGCACUUUACAGAAGACAUCCAAACACGGCAGUACCGGUCCUUAGAGGUGCUCAUUGGUUCUGGAUACAGCACACCAGCUGAUAUAUGGAGCACAGCCUGCAUGGCAUUUGAGCUUGCCACAGGGGACUACUUGUUUGAACCACAUUCUGGUGAAGAUUAUUCCAGGGAUGAAGACCAUCUUGCUCUCAUGAUUGAGUUGCUUGGUAAAAUCCCUCGUCACUAUGCUCUGAGUGGGAAAUACUCACAGGAAUACUUCACCAAGAGAGGUGAUUUGAAACACAUCACCAAGCUGAAGCCGUGGGGCCUGCUGGAGGUGCUGAUUGACAAGUACGAGUGGCCCCGUGAAGAAGCCGAGUGCUUCGCUGACUUCCUGAUUCCCAUGUUGGAGCUGAUCCCAGAGAAAAGAGCCACGGCCGCAGAGUGCUUGCGCCACCCCUGGCUCGCCCUCUAGUGGAGACCUCCAGCCAGUGCACCUCCCUUCCCUCCCACUCUCUCCAGAGACUGCAACAGAUCACUUUCCAGUUUGGGCAUAUCAGAUGAAUAUUUAUUUCUCUUUUUGUUUUCGUCGUUUUGGAUUUCUUAUGUUCUUGAACUAAUGCUUCUGUGUAUGUUUGCUUUGUAUUUGUUGGUUCUUCUCUCGGUGUGAUGACGUCGGGAAUCCAGUGGAUUAUAUUACUUUGUGGUCAUGUUGGCUCCAACUGCUGUGCUCCGUUCAACCACCCAACUAAGCGAACCUGUUAUUGUACUGCUAGUGACUCAUCCUUGUUUGUUACACUCCUGCACUAAAACCCAAACAAAUCAAGGAUAUGUAGCCUUUAUUGGUCAUUUUUGUCCCCUUUAAAAAAAGACUUGCUAUCACUUCUUUUCUCGUACAUUUUCAUUAGUGCUGUGUUGUUUUUUUUUUAAAGAAUUAUUUUAUCUUAUAUUACACAUUUAAGGUAUAUAUUUUGUAUUUGUAAAGUAGGCUUAGGAAGUUGCACACUGGGCUGACAUUUACACUGACUACGGUUAUUGCAUUUCUGCAGACAGACUCUAGUUUCUUACUGAGACGUCCACUGUCUGAUAAUGUAGGUCAUAUUAUUUAGGCAUAACAAAUCCGUUGUCACUUGGUAUUUAGUGUGGUUAGUUAAUUAUAAUAAAUGAGAUCUUUCAUUCUCAUGGGAGGCUGGUAUUCUCAUACACCUAUUACAAUUCAGGAAUAUAGUGUUUUUAAAGGUUUCAACCAGACGACACGCGAAGAAGCCCAAUUUAAAGGAGAAAAAAAAGGUGGAAAUAAACUGUAUAUAUCUGUACCAAAGAGUUUGCCUUUAUGUAUAUUACAGUUAUGUACAGUUUUUAACAAAUCUUAUAUCUUAGCUAAAAUUAUUUAGCUGGGUAGCUGUGUUUUAAUAAAGCGUAUGGAAGAUGUGUUUGAGCUCAGUUGUAUGUAUGGCCAACUGUUCAAUAAUGUCACUGUUUUUACCAUAACAAUGGUGAGAUCUGAUGUUAUGUAAUGGUGUCCCAAAUUGAUCAUAUCAGAGUAACCUAUGUAUCUGUUGAGGCCUAGGUAAAAAACUAAAUUUACAUCAGUGUCAGAUUCAAAAACAUAGACUUUAUGUGAGCUGUCAAUUAACAAAACUGUACAACACACCAUACAAUAAAACAGAUGUUCAUACAACACAAAA